Molecule: messenger RNA, 1909 nt
Organism: Panthera uncia (snow leopard)
Lineage: Eukaryota; Metazoa; Chordata; Mammalia; Carnivora; Felidae
Gene: PUSL1
Product: pseudouridine synthase like 1
Biological process (GO): tRNA pseudouridine synthesis
Molecular function (GO): RNA binding; pseudouridine synthase activity
Source: RefSeq, a predicted model, not a curated record
GGGUGCCACUGUCCGAAUCCGAUCCACGCGCUCCUCAGCCCGCUGGCAGUUUGCACCCGCUCCCUAAGUCCGGCCCCUCCCCUGCUCUGGCCUUCGGCGGCCUUGGGGCGAGCGAGGGCCUUGCAGGGAGGAAAGCUAAGGCGCAGGCGCAGCCGGGGGGCGUGGCCAGGCUGCUUCCGUGCGCGCGCGCAGGGCACACACGCGGAUCUGCUCAGCCUGGCCCUUCUCGACCGGUCCUGGCUCUGCCGACUCCAGCCAUGGGCCCUGCCGCAGCCUCGGUGAGGGCGCGCUACCUCGUGUACUUCCAGUACUUGGGCACGGAGUUCAAGUACGUCUUCAGGACCUCCCAUCCAUGCCCGCGGCCUCCAAGUGUAUCCCGGCAUCCUAGGUGGGGCCGGGGAGGUGGCGGGGGAGCUAAUUUAGGACUCGACGCCUGGGAAGGGAACGGGCUUGUGCGGGGCGGGCCUCCGUCAGCUAAUCUGAGCCCGCCUCUGCCCGCAGCGGGGUCGCGGCCAUCAGGGGCUCCCAGCGCGCCAUCGGGGUCCAGAACUACCUGGAGGUGAGCUCCGCCGGCCACCCCCUCAGAAUGGAAAGAGGGAGACCCGGGGAAUGGGCAGAUGGGAGCCGCCGGGUCUCUGGGCUCCGGCCUUCGCCCUGCGCUGCCCACCCCGCCCCAGGCGGCUCUGUCCUCGCAGGAGGCUGCAAAGAGGCUGAAUUCGGUGGUGCCGGUCAAGUUCACCAUCUCCAGCCGCACGGAUGCUGGAGUCCACGCGCUGAGCAACGCGGCUCACCUAGACGUCCAGCGCCGCUCAGGCCAGCCCCCCUUCUCCCCCGAGGUCCUGGCUGAAGCUCUCAAUGCCCACCUGAGGCACCCGGCCAUCCGGGUACUGCAGGCCUUCCGAGUACCCGCUGACUUCCAUGCCCGCCAUGCUGCCACAUCCAGGACCUACCUGUACCGCCUGGCCACCGGCUGCCACCGGCCCGAUCAGCUGUCUGUGUUUGAACGAAACCGAUGCUGGGCACUACGGGCAGGCAGCUUGGAUGUAGAUGCCAUGCAGGAGGCUGCCCAGCACCUUCUAGGGACACAUGACUUCAGUGCCUUCCAGUCAGCUGGCAGCCCAGCCACGAGCUCAGUGCGCACACUGCGCCGAGCUUCUGUGUCCCCUGACCUAGGCAGCCCCUUUGUCCUCCCCCAGGAGAACAGGUUGCAGUUCUGGAACCUGGAGUUUGAGAGCCAGUCCUUUCUGUACAGACAGGUUCGGAGAAUGACAGCUGUGCUGGUGGCUGUGGGGCUGGGAGCUCUGAUGCCCGCUCAAGUGAAGGUGAUUUUGGAAAGCCGGGACCCCCUCGGCAGACACCAGACACGUGUGGCCCCGGCCCACGGCUUAUUCCUCAAGUCCGUGCAGUACGGGAGUCUCGGUGGGAAUCCAGCCUGUGUUGAGCAGGAAAGCCAGGGCCCUGGAGGCAAGGAAGCCCCAAAAGUUGGACAAAAAGUCUCCAGCUGCUCCCAAAAGCAGGCAGCCUGGAGUGAGGGGUCUCCUUCCCUUGGGCCCUUAGCCCCAAGCCAUACUCCUGACCCGGCCCCUGUGAUCAAGUUCCCAGUAGGGAGGGAGGCUGAGGGGGCUCGCCUUAGGGAGCGGGGAGGGCCUUGACAGGCAGAGGCUCUGCAGCCCAGAGGAAGCUGUGGCCUGGACAGGCCCAGCCCCUGUAGAAAACCUCCUGUGCCCUGCAGGAUUCACCACAUGGGAGGCACAGAUAAUCCCCAGAUGCCCAGGUGAGAUCAGGGCAGCUGUGACAUACUAGGCCCUGCCACUGGACCCUGCCCAGCUCUGCAUGCCAUGGAGCAGGAGGGACCAGCACUUGGCCAUCCGGAGCCACAGCAGGCUUCCUGCCUCCCACUGGCCCGUAC